AUGGGCAGUGAAACUCAAAUUGCUAAUAUUAUAAAUGAUAUUUUAAAAGUAGAAGCAAUAGAGGAGGCAUUCAGCUGUGUCCUAGUUCAUCAUCCUAAUAAUAAAAAUGAAAAAAUAACAGUAUGGCAAAAUGAGUUAAAAACAGCUAUGAAUGGGUUGACAAAGGAACAACAGGAAGCGGCUGUUCGUCAAUUUUUAUCUAUGGCAGCAGUUAUGACUAAUCAUAAACGAUUGCAAUUAUUGCUAUCAUUGUUAGAGAACUUAGUACAAACAAGUGUUUUACCUGCUAGAUUAGUAUGUGAGUGUAUCUUAAGUUGUGACAAAUUGCAAUACCAGUUGGAAGACUUUUGGGUUGAAUGUUUUACUGUUCUUCGACGUAUUAUUGGUGGAGUUGAUUACAAAGGAGUUAGAGAAAUCAUGAAAGCAUGUAAAGAAAAGGCCCAAACUAUACCAGCUCGAUUAGAUGCAUCAGUACAACCACAAUUAAAGGCUUUGGAGAAUAUUCUUGAACAUAUUUUCGAUAGAAAUUCGUGUUUACUGCCAAGUUAUUUUAUUGUCAAUGAAAUACAGAAAGCGUAUCCUGACAAUAAAAACUGGCCUCACUGGAAAUUGGCAAAACUUCUCUCCAGUUUUGUUGAAGGUUUCCGAAAUACAGCGCAAAUGGUAUCUAUAGUGGGACAUUCAAAAAUGUUACCAGUAGUUGAGCACACAGGAUAUGCUGACCAUUUGAUUAAUCCAUGGUUGUUAGAUCCUACCACAUUGAAGUUCUCCUUGAAAGGAAACUUGCCUUAUGAUCCAGACUUACUUAAACCUCAAACAGAAUUGCUUAGAUAUGUUCUAGAACAACCUUAUAGUAGAGACAUGGUCUGUUCGAUGCUUGGCUUACAAAAACAGCAUAAACAACGAUGCAUCGUCUUGGAGGAACAAUUGGUAGAACUCGUUAUACUUGCGAUGGAACGAUCUGAAAACGAGACCUUGCCAGCUGAGGGAACGGAUGGUACAGUGGCCAAUCACUGGGUGUGGUUGCACUUGUCCUCACAACUCAUCUACUUUGUUCUCUUUCAAUUUGCGUGCUUCCCGAGCACUGUUAUGGCGAUACAUGAUAAAUUGGCCGGCAGAGAACUGAGGAAGGGCAGAGAUCAUUUAAUGUGGGUUCUCCUGCAAUUUAUCUCCGGGAGCAUACAACGGAACCCAUUGUCGAAUUUCUUACCGGUGCUAAAGCUGUACGAUCUUCUCUAUCCGGAAAAGGAGCCCUUACCUGUUCCGGAUUACAGUCAAGCACUAUGCACUCAUCAAAUGGCUAUCACAUGCAUAUGGAUUCAUUUGUUGAAGAAAGCUCAGUCGGAACAUUCCAACAUUCACCGACCUAUACCACACACGUUGAAGGUUCAUCACGAGUUCCUGCAGCAUCUAGUCAUGCCUAAUACUUCUCUCUGUAUGGGUUCCGAUUAUCGUAUAGCAUUGUUGUGCAAUGCUUAUUCGACUAAUCAAGAGUACUUCAGUAGACCGAUGGCUGCCUUGGUAGAUACUAUUCUAGGCACACAAAAAGGCCAACAACAACAACCAUUGCAGACCUUGCAGAAUAACGCAGCACUAGCGAAUGGUCCGACCACGCCGUUGUCGAUGUCUAUCUUAGAUUCAUUAACUGUACAUUCAAAAAUGAGUUUGAUUCACAGUAUUGUCACUCAUGUAAUAAAGUUAGCGCAAUCCAAAAGUAACAUGGCAUUGGCGCCGGCGUUGGUCGAGACCUACAGUCGACUUUUGGUGUAUACAGAAAUAGAAAGUCUUGGUAUUAAAGGAUUUAUUAGCCAACUGUUACCAACUGUAUUCAAAUCGCACGCUUGGGGAACACUGUACACCUUGUUGGAAAUGUUCAGCUACAGGAUGCAUCAUAUUCAGCCACACUAUAGAGUACAACUACUCUCGCAUCUUCAUAGUCUUGCAGCGGUACCGCAGACCAAUCAGACGCAAUUGCAUCUGUGUGUCGAGAGCACCGCUCUACGGCUGAUCACUGGAUUGGGCUCGGCAGAAGUGCAGCCACAGCUAUCUAGAUUUCUGUCAGAACCCAAGACCCUGGUUUCCGCAGAAUCAGAGGAACUCAACCGCGCGUUAGUGUUGACACUGGCUCGGUCUAUGCAUGUAACAGGCACAGGCGCUGAAACUCUUAGCGGCACCUGGUGCAAGGAUUUACUGAACACCAUUAUGCAAAACACACCGCAUUCUUGGGCUUAUCACACUCUCGAGUGCUUCCCGCCGGUGUUGAGUGAAUUUUUUCAGCAGAAUAGUGUAGCAAAAGAGAACAAACAGCAGAUUAAGAAGGCGGUUGAAGAGGAGUACAGGAACUGGGCAUCGAUGAGCAAUGAGAAUGACAUUAUCGCGCAUUUCUCUGUACCUGGUACACCUCCGUUAUUCCUUUGCUUGUUGUGGAAAAUGAUACUCGAGAUCGAUCGUAUCAGCCCGAUUGCGUACAAGAUCCUGGAGAGAAUCGGUGCUAGAGCGCUGUCAGCGCAUCUCAGGAAGUUCUGCGACUAUUUGGUUUUCGAGUUCGCCAAUAGCGUAGGUGGUCAGCACGUUAACAAGUGCGUAGACACAAUUAACGACAUGAUUUGGAAAUACAACAUAGUGACCAUCGACAGACUGGUGUUGUGUCUGGCAUUGAGGACCCAGGAAGGUAGCGAAGCACAGGUGUGCUUCUUCAUUAUACAGCUGUUGCUGUUGAAGUCCGCGGAGUUCAGGAACCGUGUGCAAGAAUUCGUCAAGGAGAACUCACCGGAACACUGGAAGCAAUCCAACUGGCACGAAAAGCAUCUUGCCUUUCACAGAAAGUUCCCGGAGAAGUUCGCUCCGGAAGGCAUCAUGGAGCAGACCAGCGGAGGACCCAGUCAGUAUCAAAGUUUACCCGUGUACUUUGGUAACGUUUGUCUACGCUUUCUACCGGUUUUUGACAUAGUGGUACACCGAUAUUUAGAAAUACCGCCCGUCAUCAAAAGUCUGGAAACGCUAUUAGAGCACUUGGGCUGCUUAUAUAAAUUUCACGAUCGUCCCGUCACAUACCUUUACAAUACGCUACAUUACUACGAAAGAAAGUUGCGAGAUCGACCGCCAUUGAAGCGUCGGUUGGUUUCUGCCGUUUUAGGCUCGUUACGAGAAAUCAGAGCACCAGGAUGGGCUCUCUCCGAGGCUUAUCAAAUGUACAUGACGCGUUCUGCAGACGAUGUGGUCACUUGGAUACCAGAGUUGGACUAUUACAUUCGCCUUGUACGCAGAAUCGUGGAAACAAUGUCAGGUACGGCUCACUUCCCUGCUACCGACUGGCGAUUUAAUGAAUUUCCAAAUCCAGCGGCGCACGCAUUAUAUGUCACUUGUGUGGAACUCAUGGCGGUUCCAGUUGCACCGAAUCUGGUAGCUAAUUCUUUGCUGGACGUUGUCGCUAAAGGGUACACUGUUGUGCCGUCGGACGAGAUACAUUUGUGGAUAAAUUGCGUUGGUUUACUGCUGGCAGCACUGCCAGAAUGUUAUUGGUCAGCAUUACAUGACCGUUUGGUGGAGACUAUCAGCAGCCCCGGCCUGGCCAAUUGGCAGUACAAUAACUUGACACCAUUUCAAAUGUUCAAUUUCAAUACUACGCACAACUGCUUGCUAGAAAACAAGUACAGCUAUAUGCUUGCGUUGGCACAUUCAGUUUGGCAUCAUGCUGGUGUAGGACAGAUUACAACGAUGCCUCGGUUCAUCAAGGAAAAACUUCAGCCUGUUGUAAAUAGCGAAGAACAAUUGAUAUAUGCUUGUCACUUGAUUGGUCCUACAUUGGCAAGGUUCAAUGCAGAGCGGCCACAAUGUGUGGUCGAACUUGCAGUCUGCCUGUACGAGAUGUUAGAACAAGUCGACCGUGCUCAGCCACUUUUACGUUACAUGGACUCAGUUUGUGAUUUGUUAUAUCAUGUAAAGUACAUGUUCGUCGGUGAUAUGAUGAAAAACGAAGUGGAAUGUAUCAUACGAAGAUUGAAGUACCCGCUACAACGAAGACUGCGUUUCAUCACUCAUUUAAAUUUGGAGGAAAUUCAUACAUCCUGAGAUCCAAUUACCUCCGUUCCUAUGGAAACUACUUAGUAUACAUAAUGGACUAUGCGUAUUUCAGUUAGAUGGACAUCAACACACUCAUUCCACAGAGAACCAAAUUAUUAUUAUUAGUUAAUAAUAAUAAUAAUUAUUAUUAGUUAAAUAAUUAUUAAUUAAGAAUUUAGUUAAAUUUAGUAGUUAAGAAGAUAUGAUUUUCAACAACAAAUUUUUGUUUCCUCGCCGCGGCGAAAUAUCUUAAAUUGGUGGUAUAAAAAGCGAAAAAAUGCAUAUUCAAAGUUUAUGAGAAGUAUGCUGAAACAAAAAAAAGCGCCCAUCAAAUGACGCAAUCGGGGAUGGGAAAAUUUACAAAAUAUUUCGAAAACUUCUCUUCUAUUCUAACGAUCAAUAAAUAGCUAUAAAAUUAAUGUGGUAUCAUUACGUAAUUAAAAAAUGAGCUAUAUGUCAUCAAUUUAAGGUAGCCACGGCUGCGAGGCAAGACUUUAAUUCAUAACAAAUAUAAAAUACGUAUAUAUAACACUGUACAUAGUGCCACAUCGUAAACAUAUUGUUUUUCGAUGAAUUGUCUUUUGUAAAGCAAAAACUAAUGCUUAUAUCGAUUUUAUAAUCAUAUACUAGAUAAUAAGGUCUUUUAUCUUAUAAAUAUUGAUUUUUUACGUGACUUAAAUCUAAUAAGAAACUAUAUUAAAACAUUUUUUAAAUAUGGUCAUCUUGCAACUGAUACUGCUGCUAUUGAAAUAAUGACAUCUAGUUAUAAUAUAUUAUUAUAUAUUAUAAUAGUAUAUACAUAUCGUCCGUCGUUAUACACGUUCGAGGCUCGAUAUCCGCCGAAUGUCAAUUUAUAUUAAAACUUAAAAAAGAAUAACAAAUGAGAGUUAUUAGCGUGCAAUCCUAUAUUGAUUCAAAAUAACCCAUAUAUCAUUAAGAAAGCAUAUCUCUAGCAAUAUUCUAAGACGAAUUUUCCUUUGCCAAAGUUUGUCCAAAACCUAAUUUUUUAAUUAUAAAAAGAAGAAUAGUUGGCUUAUUCCUGGCCAGAUACAGGAAGUAUGCAAGAGUGGCGUCAAACGCAUCGCCAAAUGCGGGUAUUUACAUGAAAUACUUGUUGCGGUCAGUUGGUACAUACAAUGAUACUCGCAUAACGUGCGAACACGUUGCGUAUCUGUCUCUCUCUUUCUUUCCCUGCGUCCCUCCCUCAUUCACUCACUUACUAAUUCCCCCAUUUUUAAUUUACUACUUUUAUUAAAUUAUAAGAAGAUACCCGAUAAUCUGUACGCAAUUUAACGAUUGGCAGAUGAAAUAGAAUUUGUCGACAGAUGUAUAGACAUCUGCGUCCCCAAUCUGCCGUCAGACCGCUAACAGGGCCUACUAACAGACUUUGUAGCAAAUUGAUGGCAGAUUGCGCACCGUCAAUCUGCCGUCAGCGCUUGUCGACGGGCUCUUUGCUGCAUUCUGCUGCUAAUCUAUCAUCAGAGUCUGUUUAACAGAUUCUGUAUACGAUAUGUUAUUUUUCUGUCAGCGGACACUAAUAAUAGACUCUGCGCAAAAUCUGUUUUAACAAAUUUGGCUAUGUGGGUGAU
This is a messenger RNA of Harpegnathos saltator (Jerdon's jumping ant), 5651 nucleotides long. It is a transcript of the gene MED23, whose product is annotated as mediator complex subunit 23. Gene Ontology annotation, biological process: regulation of transcription by RNA polymerase II; positive regulation of gene expression. The coding region runs from base 1 to 4071 and encodes 1356 amino acids. Lineage: Eukaryota; Metazoa; Arthropoda; Insecta; Hymenoptera; Formicidae. Gene Ontology annotation, cellular component: mediator complex; transcription regulator complex. The transcript is spliced from 11 exons. The record is from RefSeq and is a predicted model, not a curated record.